Camelina sativa (false flax) is the source of this 914-nucleotide messenger RNA. RefSeq lists its product as uncharacterized. Lineage: Eukaryota; Viridiplantae; Streptophyta; Magnoliopsida; Brassicales; Brassicaceae. The record is from RefSeq and is a predicted model, not a curated record.
CAUCUCACUAAAGAAAUCUCAAUGGAUCCAUCAAAAUUUCCUUUUGAUAUCGAAGCUUACAAAAGGCAGUCUGAAAUUGAAGAUAGGUAUAUCCUCAACUAUUUUAGUGAGCGCCGAAAGAAAAUAGAGGAAGACUUUCCACCUCGCAUGAAGAGAAGAUACUUCAAGAGAGAUCAUGUAGCGGCAAAUCAAAGACUGGUUGACGACUACUUUGCCAAUGCACCUACAUACGACGAUACAAUGUUUCGUCGGCGAUUCCGAAUGCGAAAACAUGUUUUUCUUCGCAUCGUUGGGGACCUAUCAAAUAGUGACGACUACUUCACCCAACGAUUUGACGCAGCCAAUAAAGAAGGUAUAUCUCCAUUAGCAAAAUGUACCACAACCAUGCGAAUGAUAGCAUAUGGUGUGGCGGCCGAUGCGGUGGAUGAGUACAUCAAAAUUGGAGGUACUACAACUCUGGAGUGCUUGCGUAGAUUAUGUAAGGGAAUUAUACAAUUGUACGAGCAAGAGUAUCUCAGAGCCCCAACUCAAGAGGACCUCCAGAAAAUUUUGCAUGUUAGUGAAAUGCAAGGAUUCCCAAAGAUGAUUGGGAGUAUUGAUUGCAUGUACUGGGAAUGGAAAAAUUGUCUUACAGCAUGAGAAGAACAAUUUACUCGGGGGUGAUAAGGAAACAACCAUUGUUAUUCUUGAAGCAGUCGCAUCACAUGACCUAUGGAUGUGACAUGGUUUUUUUAGAUGUCAAGGACAUUGAACGAAACCCACAUGCGACUAAGAUAAGUUAAAAAACUUUAAAAAAUUGUAAGGGCUAAGAAAUUUUUGUCUCCCCAUCAGUCCAUGGUUUCACUUAAGUUUAUUUUUCUCACUAUCUCUGUUUACUCUUUCAUUACCAAUUCACGAGAAAUCAGGUUUCUCCC